Molecule: messenger RNA, 9075 nt
Organism: Sus scrofa (pig)
Lineage: Eukaryota; Metazoa; Chordata; Mammalia; Artiodactyla; Suidae
Gene: ATRNL1
Product: attractin like 1
Cellular component (GO): Golgi apparatus
Molecular function (GO): protein binding
Source: RefSeq, a predicted model, not a curated record
GCCGCGCGCGGGGUCCCCUCCCCCUCCCGCAGGUCCCCUUCCGAGCGCCCCGCUCAGCCUGCGCCGCCCGCUCCCUGCCUCCGGCCCGGCCCGGGGCGCCGCGGCGGUGGGCUCGGCCUUCUGCGGACAAGGUCAGGAGACGGAGAGGCGAUGCCCGAGUGCGACUGGAGGGAGCCGAGCGGAGGCGACGGCGGCUGGGAUCUGUCCCUCCUGACCGGGGAGCGGGACUGGGGCAGGCGCCGGUGAGGGGGAGGAGAAGCGGCAGCGGCGCAGUGUUCUUUCCUCCGGCCGCAUUUCCCCAGAGGAGCAUCCCUGUCGGCGCCCGCGAGCGUAGCCCCGCCGGGCAGGGGCGCUGGGGAAGAUGGAGCCCGGGGUCCGGGCCCGCACUGGCCCCCCGCAGCCGGCGGCCCCGGGGCUGUGGAGGGUUCGGACGGCGGGCGGCGGCGGCGGCGGGGGCGCCUCCUCCUGGCUGCUGGACGGGAACAGCUGGCUCCUGUGCUAUGGCUUCCUCUACCUGGCGCUGUACGCGCAGGUGUCCCAGUCCAAGCCGUGCGAGAGGACCGGCUCCUGCUUCUCGGGCCGCUGUGUCAACUCCACCUGCCUCUGCGACCCGGGCUGGGUGGGGGACCAGUGCCAGCACUGCCAGGGCAGGUUCAAGUUAACAGAACCUUCUGGAUAUUUAACAGAUGGCCCAAUAAAUUAUAAAUAUAAAACUAAAUGUACAUGGCUAAUUGAAGGCUAUCCAAAUGCAGUGUUAAGAUUAAGAUUCAAUCAUUUUGCUACAGAGUGUAGCUGGGAUCAUAUGUACGUUUAUGAUGGAGAUUCAAUAUAUGCACCUUUAAUAGCUGUACUAAGUGGUUUGAUAGUCCCUGAAAUAAGGGGAAAUGAAACUGUGCCUGAAGUUGUUACAACAUCUGGCUAUGCAUUGUUACAUUUUUUUAGUGAUGCUGCAUAUAAUCUAACUGGUUUCAACAUUUUUUACUCAAUCAACUCUUGCCCUAACAAUUGCUCUGGUCAUGGGAAGUGUACAACUAGCAUCUCUGUUCCAAGUCAAGUAUAUUGUGAAUGUGAUAAAUACUGGAAAGGUGAAGCUUGUGAUAUUCCUUACUGUAAAGCCAAUUGUGGCAGUCCAGAUCAUGGUUACUGUGACCUAACAGGAGAAAAGUUGUGUGUCUGCAAUGAUAGUUGGCAAGGUCCUGAUUGUUCUUUGAAUGUUCCCUCCACUGAAUCUUACUGGAUUCUGCCAAAUGUAAAACCCUUCAGUCCUUCUGUAGGUCGAGCUUCCCAUAAAGCUGUUUUACAUGGGAAAUUUAUGUGGGUGAUUGGUGGAUAUACUUUUAACUACAGUUCUUUCCAAAUGGUCUUGAAUUACAAUUUAGAAAGCAGUAUAUGGAAUGUAGGAACUGUAUCAAGGGGACCUCUCCAGAGAUAUGGGCACUCUCUUGCCUUAUAUCAGGAGAACAUCUUUAUGUAUGGAGGCAGAAUCGAAACAAGCGAUGGCAAUGUCACAGAUGAAUUGUGGGUUUUUAACAUACACAGUCAGUCAUGGAGUACGAAAACUCCUACUGUUCUUGGACAUGGUCAGCAGUACGCUGUGGAGGGACAUUCAGCACAUAUUAUGGAGUUGGAUAGUAGAGAUGUUGUCAUGAUCAUAAUAUUUGGAUAUUCUGUAAUAUAUGGUUAUACAAGCAGCAUACAGGAAUACCAUAUCUCAUCCAACACUUGGCUUGUUCCAGAAACUAAAGGAGCUAUUGUUCAAGGUGGAUAUGGCCAUACCAGUGUGUAUGAUGAAAUAACCAAGUCCAUUUAUGUUCAUGGAGGCUAUAAAGCAUUACCAGGCAACAAAUAUGGAUUGGUAGAUGACCUUUAUAAGUACGAAGUUAACACUAAGACUUGGACUAUUUUGAAAGAAAGUGGGUUUGCCAGAUACCUUCAUUCAGCUGUUCUUAUCAAUGGAGCUAUGCUUAUUUUUGGAGGAAAUACCCAUAAUGACACUUCCUUGAGUAACGGUGCAAAAUGUUUUUCUGCCGAUUUCCUGGCAUAUGACAUAGCUUGUGAUGAAUGGAAAAUAUUACCAAAACCAAAUCUUCACAGAGACGUCAAUAGAUUUGGACACUCCGCAGUUGUCAUUAAUGGGUCUAUGUAUAUAUUUGGAGGAUUUUCUAGUGUACUCCUUAAUGACAUACUUGUAUACAAGCCUCCAAAUUGCAAGGCUUUCAGAGAUGAAGACCACUGUAAAAAUGCUGGUCCAGGGAUAAAAUGUAUUUGGAACAGAAAUCACUGUGAAUCUUGGGAAUCUGGGAAUACUAAUAAUAUUCUUAGAGCAAAGUGCCCUCUGAAAACAGCUGCUUCUGAUGACAGAUGUUACAGAUACGCAGAUUGUGCCAGCUGUACUGCCAAUACAAAUGGGUGCCAGUGGUGUGAUGACAAGAAAUGCAUUUCAUCAAACAGCAACUGCAGUAUGUCUGUGAAAAACUACACCAAAUGUCAUGUGAGAAAUGAGCAGAUUUGCAACAAACUAACCAGUUGUAAAAGCUGUUCACUAAACUUGAAUUGCCAGUGGGAUCAGCGGCAACAAGAGUGUCAGGCUUUACCAGCUCAUCUUUGUGGAGAAGGAUGGAAUCAUAUUGGGGAUGCUUGUCUCAGAAUCAAUUCCAGCAGAGAAAACUAUGACAAUGCAAAACUUUAUUGCUAUAAUCUUAGUGGAAAUCUUGCUUCAUUAACGACCUCAAAAGAAGUAGAAUUUGUAUUGGAUGAAAUACAGAAGUAUACACAACAGAAAGUAUCACCUUGGGUAGGCUUACGCAAGAUCAAUAUAUCCUACUGGGGAUGGGAAGACAUGUCUCCAUUUACAAACACAACACUACAGUGGCUCCCUGGUGAACCCAAUGAUUCUGGGUUCUGUGCCUAUCUAGAAAGGGCUGCAGUGGCAGGCUUAAAAGCUAAUCCUUGUACAUCUAUGGCAGAUGGUCUUGUCUGUGAAAAACCUGUUGUCAGUCCAAAUCAAAAUGCAAGGCCUUGCAAAAAGCCGUGCUCUUUAAGGACGUCGUGUUCUAACUGUACAAGCAACGGCAUGGAGUGUAUGUGGUGCAGCAGCACAAAGCGGUGUGUCGACUCUAAUGCUUACAUAAUCUCUUUCCCAUACGGACAGUGUCUGGAGUGGCAAACUGCCACCUGCUCGCCUCAAAAUUGCUCUGGAUUGAGAACCUGUGGACAAUGUUUGGAACAGCCUGGGUGUGGAUGGUGCAAUGAUCCCAGUAAUACAGGAAGAGGACACUGCAUUGAAGGGUCUUCUCGGGGGCCAAUGAAGCUUGUUGGAAUGCAUAAUAAUGAGAUGGCUCUUGACACCAGUCUUUGUCCUAAAGAGAAGAACUAUGAGUGGUCCUUUAUCCAGUGUCCAGCUUGCCAGUGUAAUGGACAUAGCACUUGCAUCAAUAAUAAUGUGUGUGAACAGUGUAAAAAUCUUACGACAGGAAAGCAAUGUCAAGAUUGCAUGCCAGGUUAUUAUGGAGAUCCAACCAACGGAGGACAGUGUACAGCUUGUACGUGCAGUGGCCAUGCAAACAUUUGUCAUAUGCACACAGGAAAAUGUUUCUGCACAACUAAAGGAAUAAAAGGCGAUCAAUGCCAAUUAUGCGACUCUGAAAAUCGCUAUGUCGGUAAUCCACUUAGAGGAACAUGUUAUUACAGCCUUUUGAUUGAUUAUCAGUUUACAUUCAGCUUAUUGCAGGAAGAUGAUCGCCACCAUACUGCCAUAAACUUCAUAGCAAACCCAGAACAGUCAAACAAAAAUUUGGAUAUUUCGAUUAAUGCAUCAAACAACUUUAACCUCAACAUUACGUGGUCAGUUGGUUCAACAGCUGGAACGAUAUCUGGGGAGGAGACGCCUAUAGUUUCCAAGACUAAUAUAAAGGAAUACAGAGAUAGUUUUUCCUAUGAAAAAUUUAAUUUUAGAAGCAAUCCAAACAUUACAUUCUAUGUGUACGUCAGCAACUUUUCAUGGCCUAUUAAAAUACAGAUUGCAUUCUCACAACACAAUACAAUCAUGGAUCUUGUGCAGUUUUUUGUCACCUUCUUCAGUUGUUUUUUAUCAUUAUUAUUGGUGGCUGCUGUAGUUUGGAAGAUCAAACAAACGUGUUGGGCAUCCCGACGGAGAGAGCAACUGCUUCGAGAACGACAGCAGAUGGCAAGCCGUCCCUUUGCUUCUGUUGAUGUGGCCCUGGAAGUGGGAGCAGCGGAACAAACAGACCUUCUGCGGGGGUCAUUAGAGGGAGCACCCAGACCAAUCGCCAUUGAACCAUGUGCUGGGAACAGAGCGGCCGUUCUGACUGUGUUUCUUUGUCUACCACGAGGGUCAUCUGGUGCCCCUCCCCCUGGGCAGUCAGGCCUUGCAAUUGCCAGUGCUCUCAUAGAUAUUUCUCAACAGAAGCCUUCAGAGAGUAAAGACAAGACUUCAGGAGUCCGAAAUCGAAAACACCACCUCUCAACACGUCAAGGAACUUGUGUCUGAGAAACAGAAACUGCUCCUGGAGGUUCUGUAAUGUUUGACUUUGUAAACAGCUCCCAUUAAGGCUGGUCUCUGGCCUCAGUUUUUAUGGGGGCAAAUCUCUGUAUGGUCCCAGGGCCCAAAUACAGUUCCCUCCAAAUGGGCAAUGACCCACGUGGCCAAAGAAUGUUCAUGAGUUUUGUAAAAGUGACAGUAUUGAUGGUCACAGGUGAUUAAGUCAGUUUUUGCGACUAUCUUAGGCUUAUCAUAGAUACCAUUAAAGUGCUCUGGGAAAAGAUGUAUAUUGUUUCUUAAUGCAGAUGAAAAAUAUGUAAUUCGUAUAAACCAAACUGUUUAUAUCCCAAAACUUUAAGGAAAGACAUUUUAUAAUGCCUGAAUGAUGAGAAUUGUACAGUUUUUGCCUCACGAGCAAACUUAAAUCACCUGUAUAUGAACAGGAAAUGAAAAAACUGCAAUGGCUUUAAAUGCUGUUUUAUCUCACUGUAAAUGUAAAAGCAAGAUUUUGAUUUAGUAGGAUGUAGGUAAUGUGUUUAAAUAUUUCACAGGACCAUAUCGUGUCCAAACCCAGUUUGCAAAUGUGACUCUUUUCCACCUAACUGGAAUGCAGACCAAAAUGAGUCCAUUUGGAUGGAUGGUAUGUGCAACUUCACAGGAGGUUUAUUAGAAUUCUGAGUGAAGAGGACAUUGCUGUCGUCCAUGCCAACUGCCUAACUCAUUAUCAGAGCUGAUAGAGCAUGGAAAAGCCUGUCCAGCAAUCAAUUUCUCCCCUCCUUCCAGAACCAGCCUCCAAUACCACGAACCUGAAGAGAGCUGAAAUAGUUAUUUUACAGUGUGCAAGCUUCUCCUCUUAUAUGGUAAUUUUUUAAUUGCCUGGGAAUCAUUGGAUCAGACCUAAAUGAUCCAUCUGCAUUUUUAUAAGGACAGACCCUCUUCUCUUGGCCUUCCUCUCCUAGCUGCUAGAUUUUAUCUACCUUUUACAAACGUUAGGAAAAGUGUUUUAGAGGCAACACCUCCUCCAAGUCAUAAUACAACCCAAGUUCCUUCCUGCCACCUAUUUCACUUAGAGUACAAAUAGAGAAGAGCCUUUGCUGGCGGGCGUCUUCAGUAUUCUUGUUUCUGACAUGAGCACCUUGCUGUCAUGACAGAAAGUCUCCAGUUUAAGAAAUGAAAUAAGUUUGUUGUGGCCCCCGUUCAGCAAAUUCUUAAUGAUUCAAAAAGCUAAACUAUGGCAGAAAGGAAAAAGGAUAGAGAAAAAAUUUUCACAUUGGAGCAUAGAAUCAUUUGUGUCCUAGAUUUUGACAGCAGUUCACUAGAACUCCAUAGAUUAACAGACCUUGGUUGAAACUGCACUUUCUUAACUUCAGGGUGACUACAGAAUACAUGUAGAGAGCAGUCACAGAGAUCUCCAACGCUGCUUUAUACAAUCUAGUUUGGUUCAAUGUGAAGGUCAUUUAAAUGUAAUUGACAUUUAGUACUAUCUAUGUACUUAUCAUGUUCUUUGGACUUCUGGAAGGUAUUGACACUUUUACUGUUUACAGCUAAUGCAUAGUUACUUGCAUGCUAUGGUUGUGCAGUAGCGGGAUAUGACCCUAUUGUGAUAUUAAAUGUUUAUUUCACAAUGCCAUUUAUACAUAGUCAGCUUAAUUUGAUGAGGAACAAAUGUAAUAUAUAACAGGAAUGAUCAUACGAUAUGUAGUUGCAUCAUAUAUAAGAUUUGCUAGGUUGCAUCUUAACCAUGACUCUGUCAUUGUUUUGAUAAUUAGGCAUUUAUGAAUUAUAGUAUAUAUUCCUCAUGUUGGCAUGAUAAUUUUGCUAUUUUCCAUGCAUUAAAAAUAAGACUAAUUCUUAGAACAAUUUUAUUGAUAGCCUAUGGGGGAUUUUUCGGGGGGUGGUGGUGGGAGUGGAGUUGGCUAUUUUUACUUCCCUAUGAUAUUUUCUCUCUCAAAAAAAAAAGUGAGCAAAGAUUAUAAAUGUCUCCUGAAAACAAUCAAGUCAUUUUAUUAGCUUCUUUGGAGGCCCCUUAAAUGUUGAUUUUUUUUUCUCCUGGAAAAAAAAAUUGACUAAACUGGUGAGUACAAAAAUAUAAUCAUUUAAAAAUAAAGUGAUUGCCCAUUUGUUUAAUUCUCUACUGUCAUGAGAGAAAGCAUAUAUAACAAAAACACAAAACCAUACAGAGUUGUGUGUAAAAUCUGGUUCAGCUGUAUUUUUAGAGAGGCUAAUAAGCAAACAGUUUUACUCUGAAAAGAUUGUCAGGCCUCAUCCACCUCGAAUCCCAUCGGGGUCUUAAAAUUUGAAAUUUUUAAUUUUAGAGAAUUAUGGGACAAAAUGCAAUGUUAAUUUAAAGUCAUACUCUACCUUUCUGGGCCAAGUAUUGCCAACAUUGAGACUAAUUAUGCAGUAUCUUCUUGACAUUUCAAAGCGUUUUAUGGCAAUAAAAAUUCUUCACCCUCAGGUGAAAUGGAUUGAAAAGGCCUUAGGGAUAGUCGCUUUGAAUCUGUGUCCUGUUCUUCCCCCCCACACACAUCCCAAACACUUUCAAUUUGGAAGCUUUUUUUUUUUAAAUCAAACCACAGGUAUCUGCAAGUACUCUUCAAGAAGUUAGGCAUUAAAUGACUGAUUCUCAUAAAAAUGUAUCUUAAUGGAAUUCUGUACAUCUCAGUUUAGAAUGACUUUUAAAAUGUUUUUUUAAUGUCAGGGUUUCUUAUUCUUCCAUAUAUGAAAAGUUUCUGUUAAAUAGAAUGGGGUUUUAAAAACCGACCCAAGGACACUCUUUGGACAAUUUGGAAUGUUAUUUUCCAUCACAGUCUAUCCCUGGUGAUUGGCUAUAGUUCCCUGAGCUAUACAGUAGGACCUUGUCCAUUCAAAAUGUGAUCAUUUGCACCUAUUAACCCCAAACUCCCUGCCCAUCCCACUCCCUUUCCCAUCCCCCCUUUGCAACCACAGUCUAUUCUCCAUGUUUGUGAGUCUGUUUCUGUUUUGUAGAUAGGCUCAUUUGUGCCAUAUUUUAGAUUCCACAUGUGAGUGAUAGCAUAUGGUAUUUGUCCUUCUCUUCCUGACCUACUUCACUUACGAUGAUAAUUUCUAGUUGCAUCUAGGUGCGAAUGCUUGUUGAGAAAGAUGCACAUGCUUACAGAUCAAUUUAGUCCGGAAUUUAGUUUGGAAUUUUUGUAGUUGUUUUUCAAUGAAAAUUUGUUUUAGCAAUACACACAAAAGGAAAAUGUAUGCCAUAUACUAUUGUGUUAUGUUUAAUAGGAAAACUUGAACUAGAAAAUAUUUCAACCUGUAAUUGAUACUUGCGCUGCUUCCCAUCUCAUUUUCUUUGGGUUCCAGUAAGACAGUAGUGGCCCUAUGGCUGCUGUGUUAUUCCAGGGUCAGUUAGAGUGCAGGAUGGUGGAUGGGCCUGAGAACAGAUGUUGGGACCAGCUGUGAGCUGUGUGGUGCUGGGCAAGUUUUAACCUUUUGAAGCCUUAGACUUUGCAUCUGUGAGGGGAGGUAGUGGUGCCCAGAAUAUAAGAAGUAUAAAGCUUCCACCUCGGGCCUUCAGUGCAAUAGUAUUAAUCGUGGGGCCACUGGGACACUCUUUCUACCAAUUGUUUUAUGAAUCCAUCUACUAAUUUUUCAUUUAUCUUUUCACCAUAGGUAAAAAGGCAAGUAGGUUUUUGCAAAUGAAGAUUUUGUAAAACCUUAACUUCCUCUAUUUCUGGGAUGUAGAGAUUUAAAAAAAAAAAACUGCUUUGAUAUUUGGGUCAAUAGUGGCUUUGAUGCUUUCAAAAUAUAUACAGUUUUAGUAAAAGCUUUUUUUAAAUUACUGCUUGGUGACAUUUAGAUAGGAACAUCAAUUAUCACUUUCAUGUUCAAAUUUGGCAAGCAGGAGCCAAUCCUUACAUUUGCUUGUCAUACGUGGUACAUUUUUUUCUCAUUGAACAUAAAACUAUGAUUUGAAAGUGUUUUAUAUAAAAGGUUUUUAAAAAUUAAAACUGUUUGAAGGAACUAAUUCUACCUUCAUAGACGUUAAAAAAAAAUCAACUUCCAAGGCCCAUUUGCUACUUUACAAAACUGAGUUUGAACUUACUUGAUCAUAAGAAUUACCUGGAUGAGUGAGGAUCCCUAUCUUUGACUCUAGAGAUUAAGAUGCAGAAGGACCAGUUUGGGCUCUGAAGGUUCAAAUGCUUAAUAAGCACCCCAGUGGUUCUUAUAAUUAGGCAAACUAAGGAGACAGUGCACUGGGCCAAAGAGCUGCCUUUAUUUACAGUUUGAAGAAUUUCUUUAAAUAAUAAAGCUAUCCCUCUAAGUCAAAAUGCUUUAAAUAAUUUUCCAAGGAAUACAAGCCAUCUGGUUGGUGUUAUAGCAGUGUUUUCAUUAUAGUGUACAUUUAACAUUUUAGUUUUGUCAAAUUUUUUUAAUUAAGAAUUAGAACCAUCUCAGUAUAUAUGUAUACAGGUGUGCAUGCCAGUGUUAAAACAGAUUGUGUAAAAGUUCAAACCUGCUUUAAAAAGCCAACAUUUUACGAUAUAGUAUGCCAUUCAUCAGGAGUUUAGUUACUGAAAUAAAAACAUUGGAUCUUCCAA